Aureobasidium melanogenum CBS 110374 is the source of this 2277-nucleotide messenger RNA. Its product is annotated as protein arginine N-methyltransferase HSL7. The record is from RefSeq and is a predicted model, not a curated record. The transcript has 3 exons. Gene Ontology annotation, cellular component: cytosol; nucleus. Bases 1 to 2277 code for a protein of 758 amino acids. Gene Ontology annotation, biological process: peptidyl-arginine N-methylation; regulation of DNA-templated transcription. Lineage: Eukaryota; Fungi; Ascomycota; Dothideomycetes; Dothideales; Saccotheciaceae.
AUGGAGACCCUACCUGGAGUUGCUCCUCCGGAGCAGCAAAGCACCUAUUUCUAUAUCGGCCAACAUGAGACGAAGAGAACUGUUCCUGUGACGACUGAAUUGGGAAAUCAGGCACAAGAUGCUGGCUACGAUAUGAUGACCAGACCCAUCACGUCUCCUGGAUUCCAAGCACGAGUCCUGGAAUUGGUAGAUGCAUACUUUGAGGCUGUCUCAGCAUCCUCCAACCCAAAUGCUGUUCCCUACCCUCUUGUGGCACCUCUGACUCCUGAAGACACCAAUCUGGUUCCGGAUGAAUACAUUUCUACCAUGAUCUGCUGCACGAGUACCUGGAUCGAUCUUGCUUCUCCGGACCCUGUGAUUGCCCAUGUUUCUCGCCAGGUCUUCAAUCAUGAAGUUGCUUAUGCUGCUUUCUGCGGUGUCAACAAUAUUAUGAUUCAAGGACCGAAUCUUGAGACUUCGUCUGUGGUUAGUCAGUACGCCAGAGCUAUCUGGCAUUCGCUUGAAGUUGGACCGUACAUCAAUUUGCAAAUCUUGCUUCCUAUGCAGCCGACCGAGAGCAAAGCAGCUGAGGAUGGAUUGAGUCUGGCUGGCCGUGCAAGAGACUCAUUCAAGACUCUCAAAUCAAUCGCAACUGACGCACUUUGGUCGUGGGAUACCUGGGAAUUGAUCAGAUCGACCUGCAAGUACCAUCCCAGAUUGGCUGUCGCUCUUGAAAUCCCUCAGAAGCUCCCUUCUUCUGCCAUUCAAUCACGCUGGUUCUCUGAGCCUCUACGCACUCUCAUCAUUCCUGAGUCUACCUUUGUGCAGAACGCAAAGGGCUUCCCUGUCUUGAACAAGCCCAUUCAAGCUUUACUUACAAAGUACAUGCGCCUCAAGACCGUCCCCUGGAUCAUUCUCAGCGACGUCGGUCUCAUCCCUGGCCAAGACCACCCUGGUAUGCCCGUCAACCUUCCCGAUAGAUCAGCUUCUCCAGACUUGCCUACCCCUGCUCAGUCCAAGCGCAAGCAGCAGACCCAAAAACCUAAGGACCUGACUCCCCACUUGAGCUACAUUCGCCAUCUUCAACGCACCCAACCCCCUCGCCCGAUCAUCGACCGCUUUGCUGCUGGAUACCAGGAUUACUUGCAAUCACCUCUGCAGCCAUUGACCGACAACCUCGAAUCCAUUACUUACGAGGUGUUUGAGAAAGACCCUAUCAAGUAUGAAUGGUACGAGCGCGCCGUGGCUGCCGCUCUCAAAGACCUGCACAAGAAGUUGCAACGAUCCAUCGUUGUCGCCGUCGUUGGAGCCGGUCGCGGUCCCCUGGUGACUCGCUGCCUACGAGCCUCCGUCAGCACCGGUAUCCCCGUCAAGCAAUGGGCAGUCGAGAAAAACCCUAACGCCUAUGUACUACUCCAACGCCGCAACGCCACCGACCCCCUGUGGAACAAACGCGUCACCGUUGUCAAGACAGACAUGCGAGCCUGGAAAGGACCUCUUAUCGACUCCGCACCCGCAAAAGUAGACAUUCUUGUUUCAGAACUGCUCGGUAGUUUCGCAGAUAACGAGUUGAGUCCUGAAUGCUUGGAUGGCGUACAACAUGUCUUACAUCCUGAACAUGGAGUUAGUGUGCCUACUUCUUAUACCGCGCACUUUACACCCAUUGCUCAUCCUAAGAUUUAUGCGGAUUUGUUGGGCAGAAGUGGGGAGGACGCGCAGAAGUGGGAGUUGCCGUAUGUGACUAUGUUGCAUCAGUACGAUGACUUGUGUCUGGACACCACUGGAACUCCUGACAUCCAAACCGCAUGGGAGUUUACGCAUCCCCUUCCCGAGUCCAUAAUCGCACAAUCCAAUCUUCGCAGAGGAGGCAGUGUGCAAGCAGGAGGAAGUGGUAUGGUCGGCGGCGACGGCUGGAACGAACACAACGCCCGCUUCUGCCGCUUGAGGUUUACAGCUUCUACACGCGGCACCUGCCACGGUUUGGGAGGCUACUUCGAGACGGUGUUAUACGUCCCUGAAGACAAGACCAAGAAGCCUAUCGAGUUGAGUAUUAACCCCAAUACCAUGGAUGCAAAGAGCAAAGACAUGAUUUCUUGGUUCCCGAUUUUCUUCCCUUUGAAGACUCCCAUUACCAUCCCUACAGGCGCAGAAAUUGAAGUCUCCAUGUGGCGCCAGACUGACGACAGAAAAGUGUGGUAUGAAUGGCAGGUUGAGGUGUUUGUUUCGCUCAAUGGAACACGUCAACGCAUUGCUUGCAGCGACUUGCAUUCAUCCAUCAAGAAUGGAUGUUUGAUGUAG